AUGCCAACGUCUCGUUCUUCUAACGGUAAAUCAAGGCCAGCUUCUGCGACUAACGGAAAUGGUUAUGCAAAAUGGACAGAUUCUGUUAGAGCUUUACCAUCCAACUCGGAAAGUAAUGAUUACUUAAAGCCUGAUUAUAUAGAGGUAAAUUUAAACAACUCUAGAAAAUUAAUUGAAAACAUAAACCAACUAUCCGAAAAUGCAGAAAAUGGUAUUGAAAUUUCGGAGAACAUUAAUAAAAGCUUAUUAUUGGUAAACAAUGUGCUGGCGGCCUUGGAAUGGUUGGAAGAGGUAUAG
Molecule: messenger RNA, 297 nt
Organism: Dujonia railenensis
Lineage: Eukaryota; Fungi; Ascomycota; Pichiomycetes; Serinales; Debaryomycetaceae
Source: the annotation of a GenBank genome assembly